Molecule: messenger RNA, 7756 nt
Organism: Anoplophora glabripennis (Asian longhorned beetle)
Lineage: Eukaryota; Metazoa; Arthropoda; Insecta; Coleoptera; Cerambycidae
Product: protein winged eye
Exons: 14
Coding region: 403-5394 (1663 amino acids)
Molecular function (GO): chromatin binding
Source: RefSeq, a predicted model, not a curated record
UAAAGACGAGGCAAAAACGACGUUUUGCGCUUGAAUUUAUACAGAAAAAAAAGUAUAUCAAAAAACCGGGACGCGGGUACGCGACGUCACACGGAAACUUUGGCAUUCUUCGAUUGAAAAUUCAGUGUUACAAAGUGAUUGUUGAUUUUAAAUUCCCGUGUUUGUGAUUGUUGUUCAAUUGUUGACGAAGAAAAUGUGAUCGUUUUCUGUUCGUGUUUCGGUGGUUCUUCCAGUUGAUAUUUUUGUUUGUAUUGCGACUGUGGUGGUAGUGUUGUUCAGUUUUUGGGAUAUUACAUCGAUCUUUGAAGACGGUAGUCCGCUGUAAAUGCAAUCGUCAAGGUUUAACUACUUGGGACAACCGUAAAAAUUGCUCAUUCAUAGAGAGGGUGGUAGGAAGCGACAAUGUUAGGCAGCCCUGCUGGGCCGGGCGGGCCGUCCCAAAGAGGACUGUGGCCCCUGGCCCCGGCACCGGCACCCACUGCAACUAGUUUUUCCGCUGACGGCCUUGGUAAAUACGGCGUAUACUCGCUUUUCCCCGGAGGGCCCAGUUUUGGAAGCGCCCUCUACUCGCACGCCAGCACGUUAGGUCGCUUCGCCUCUGGCCAGCUACAACAGUCUUCAGGGAAUACUUUUCAUGCCGCACACAAAGUUUCAGAUUCCCUCUUCUCGACGUCGGGCUACACUUUCGGCGCGCCGACGCCGCCGCCCGGCUCCCCCUACUCCCCCAUCCCCGUCACGCAGCUGGAGCUGCUGACCAAGGGCUUCAACUCCAACAUCAUCAUCCAGCAGCCCGAUUACCCCCCCAGCCCGAAAAAAGCGCAGGAGAAACUCUGCGACGACAAAUGCUGCAGCCUCAAGCCGCAGAAGGCGUGCAGCUGCCAGCUGGGCUCCCCGGUGAAAGCGUCCAAGUACUCGGACGCCAUCAACGGGUGCUCGAGGACCAACCCCAUAGAAUGGAGCGGGGUGAACGUGAAGAAGGAACCGGGGGCUUGUCAGGUGGCGGAGAUAAGCACGAGCGCCUCUCCUAUGGUCAAGCUGGAGGUCACCUCGCCCACCCAGAAGAAUGGAGAUAAUGGGAUGAUGAGCAAUUCCAUCAUUAGUACAAAUGAAAGAACCGAACGAAUUCACUUCUAUCGCCAACACCACCCCUCUUACCCGACCCCCAGACGGGGGGUGGGCCGCCUGCUCGUGCCUCACGAAGUGCCUUGCGUUCCAGGCGGCAACAUCCCCGUCGGCAUAGCCAUCGCGAGGCAGAGGGUCCAACAAGAAGUCAUCGCCUCCCCCUCCCUGCCUCCCUCCGGCCUUCUCACCACCUUCAACGGAGGGGCGCAGAUCAAAGAGAUCACCAGGAUAUCGGAGAUCGAUCCAUCGGGGGCUACCGGUAGUAUGGCUGCAAGCUCGGCGAUGGGCGGCCAGCAGGGGGGGACACUGCUGCAGUGCACGGACGACCGAGGCGCGGGAUUGGCCGCGUGGCAGAUGGGCGGGGGCCACAGUCAGGCCCUGGCCACACCCACGCUGUGGCAGUAUCCUGCGCCUGUUCCAGUGGAGCCAAUGGUUCCACUGCCGGUACCAAUGCCUCCUGUGGGGUUCCAACUAGUUCGCGAUCCUACCACUGGGGGUCUCCUUCUUUUACCCACUGCCGGAAUAGAACCUCUGCAGCAAGCCGUAGUAUGGCCAAGUUACUCCCAACCCUCUUCUGUCCUGUUGCCAUCUUUACCGCCAAUGCCUCCUCCGCCCCUCCAGCUACUCAGUUCUGCGUCAUCAGACUACCUCUCCAGCAGCACCACUCUUCAUCAACACACCCAAACGCACAGCACCAGGUUGGUGGCGGUAACGACGGACACCAAGAGGAAGAUUCCCAUGCCUAUACCGGCCACUACUCUGAUAAAAAUCGAAACUGAUGCUACACUGGACCAAACAAAAACCUUGCAGGCCGUUAGUACCAUCGCAAGCAAUACCGGAACGGUUUUCACGGACCAAAAUAUGGCUCCUUUGGUGACCACGCAUGUUAUCUACCAGCAUCCUACCAAUUUGAUCUUGUCCCAAACACCAAACGGAGAGGCGUCUUGUAGGUCACAAGCAACGUCGCCGGUAGCUUGUCUUACACCACCUCCAGAAACACAAACGCAUGAAGAAGAGGCGUCCACUGUACAGGACGCCAGUAAUCAGACAGACACCCCGUUCUGCAGUGAAGACGACAAUACCACCCAUACUAUGUCCGACGUUGUAGGGGAGACGAAGAGUAGGCUCGAACAUGUUUUAGAAAAGCCUAUUAUGGAAAUGCCUCAUGACUACAGUGUUACAAAAACUCUAGUACCUGAAAUGAUGGAGGUGAUUCAAGAACCACCAAAACUAGAUGAAAUAGAAGAGGCAGUGCAACCCAGUAUUCCAAUGGAAGAGGAAGAACCAGAGCAGGAAGUAGUCAGAGGAGUCGAAGAAACCAUGUCUCCACAAAAACCGGAUUUGAGUGGCUUAGAACUCCUCUCCAAUAGUAUAGUCGAGUUCGAAAACUGCAGGAAUAAAACCGAUGAAGAAUUACAAGUAUCUAGGACGUGUGAAAGCCCGAAAAUACGUAGUAGCACGCCACUACCAAUUUCAAAUGAAACUGAAGUCAGGAAGGAACCUGUCAUUCCACAACCUCCCGUAGACGACAGUCUAGGGGGUCUAGGUCUACUCUGCGCCUUGGCAGAGCAAAGGAUAUUAGAAGAAAACGAAAAACCCAAAGUAGAAAAAGAAAAAUCCAAAGAACGCAAGAAGGAAAAAAGGAAAUCCAAAAAGCAUUCCUCUGAUGAGCCGAAAAGGAAGAAAUUGAAAAGCGACAAACAUCACGAAGAUCGAGAACACAAAAGGAAAGAAAAGUCAUAUGAAAAGAACAAUACAGACAAAGAAAAGACGCGAUGCGCAUGCCACGAAGAGAACUACAGAACCUACAAGACGCCAGAAUCCGAAGAGGAGGUGAAGAAAUUCAUAGCUAGCAAAUCGCAGCCUAUCUGCUGCAAAGGUGACUGGCCCUGCAUGAACGCGAUGGAACUGGACAUGAGGAUGAAGUUGGCCGAACUUCAACGUCAAUACCGGGAGAAACAAAAGGAGUUGAGCAAGCUGAAACCAAAAAGGCAUUCGACGGACUGCUCGAAGAAGCGUUCAAGGAAGAAGUCGACGCAUUCCUCUCACUCCGAUAGGAGUUCCACACCACCACCCUUACUAGACAAAAUGGACGUGCCGGUAAAGCCUAACAGAGACAAGUCUGAACUGUUAAAACCGCCAACGCUGUGCGCGAUGCCUAAAUUAGACGAAAUUUAUAAAACAAAUCAGUCCGACGUGGAUUCUUCCCCCGAAAAGUAUUCCUCCUCUAAAAAACGAAAAGUGGGCAGGCCUAAAAAACUAAUGUCAUCUUCAGGGGAACACGUGGCCACCGAAACGAUAGUCGCCAAGAAACCGAAAAGCAGUUUCGUGGGUUAUCUCUUAGCUGCCAAGGAGAAAUUCAAAAUGCAGAAUAAAACUUACCCCGACGCCACUCCACCGAGAUAUGUCGAAGAAACCAUCACCAUCAAACCGAAGAAAAACAAAAACAACAAUCACAUUAUAGCGACUGACGUAAAAUCUUCUAAGAUAAGGCCGAAACUCAGGGCCGAAGCUACUAUUAAAACUUACGCGGAUGACGACCGUAACGAGUGGGAAACAAUUGCCGAAGAGGAGGAAGGUGAAGACGAGGAACAGGAACACGUUGAGGAACUGGCUGAUGAGGAAUCGGAGGUCGAGGAAGAAGAAAGGGUUGAAGAGACUGUCCCCGAAACGACACAUCAGGAAGAGGAGGAGGAGGAGGAAAGCGUUGCCGAGGAAGAAAUAGUUGAAGAAGUUAAACCUGAAGACACUCGUUGCACCCUGACUGCGGAAUUGUUGGAAGUUGAUAAGUUGAGGGUGUUGACAGCCAUGGGAGGGUUGUUUUAUGCUGGGCAGUUGAAUGCGUUGGAACCCCCUGAUGUUUAUUCCAUUAUAUUGGAUGGAGAAAGAGGGAACAGGCCUCACAUUAUGUCCAGGGAGGAAAUUCUUCGAGAUGCGAUAGUCGAAGUAGCUCCAAAAAAUACCGACGACUUACCAGUCGGUACUAGAUUAUGCGCCUAUUGGAGUCAGCAGUACCGCUGCCUCUACCCCGGAAGCGUUGCAGAACCCGGAACUCCAGAUCCUCAGUUGGAUGGAAAGUUCGUAUCGGUAGAAUUCGAUGACGGCGACAGCGGAAGGAUCGCUUUGGAAGACAUAAGGUUACUGCCUCCGGAUUACCCCAUUAUCGAAUACGAUCCAAAUCCUCUUCUAAGCCUAUGCAAGAGGCGAAGAAGAACCUCCACAAGCGUCUCAACUGAAGACAAAACUAAAACUCAAAUAAAUGUCGCCUUACCACAAGUCGAAUCUCAAAAACCGCCAAAAGAUCUCGAAGUAGAGAAAGAGAACAAGGACGUAAAUAAACCCAGUCGCGAACAGCACAAGGAGAAAAAACGGCUGAAGAAAAAGAAGCGCGAGAAGCUCCGGCAAAAGUUGAUGCACGAGGAUAAGAAAAAGAAGAAGAAACACAAGUGUAACGAUGAAAAUUGCAAACACAAGAAGCACCACAAGAAGCAUAGGAAGCAUAAGAAACAUCACGAUAAGGUGAGGAACGAACCUGUGGAACAGAACGAAGUUGAGGAAGUGGAGGAAGUUGAAGACGUAGUGGAGGAGCUUUCUUCGGAACAGAAUGAAGAAGUUGAGGAGGUUAUAGAAGAUUACGAGAUUGUUGCUAAUCCAGAAGAUGAAGUUACUAUGGACGAUAUCAUCAAAGCCACGAAAUCGAAAAAAUCGAAGAAGAUACGAGACAGGCAGGAAUCCUGCGAGAGUAGGAGUAAGAUGAGCGCGUUUCUCCCCGCCCGACAGCUUUGGGGAUGGGCAGGAAAGGGAUAUAAACGCCAACGGGCCAAGGGUAGGUCGAAGAAAUCCUUUUACAAAUCCAUCCAGCGGGGAAAGGAGACGAUCACUGUGGGAGAUUCGGCGGUAUUUUUAUCCACUGGAAGGCCAGACCGUCCCUACAUUGGGCGAAUCGAAGCCAUGUGGGAACUUUGUGGCACUAUGGUUGUCAAAGUGAAAUGGUUCUACCAUCCCGAAGAGACAGUCGGAUGCCCGCAAAAUCUUCAAUAUCCGGGAGCCCUGUUCGAGUCGCCACAUGUGGACGAAAACGACGUGCAGACGAUUUCCCACAAAUGCGAGGUGUUGCCACUGAAGGAAUACACCGAACGCCUAGGGGACGAUCCUCAACGUUACGCAACAAUAUACGAUAAUAACGACAUAUAUUACUUGGCCGGAUACUACGACCCCACGACACACACAAUAAAAAUGGAGCCCGGCAUACCGUUCACAAAAACAAAUUGAUAAAAAGUAGCAAUAAAGUUAAAACUUACACGAUAGUGAUUUUUGGUGCUAUAAUUAUUCAUCAGACUUUUUACUGAUUUUUUUUUUUAGCUAUGACCUUUUUUAUAUGUUAAGUUUCAACUUAUGAUGGUUCUGUUAGCUGUUUCCCGAUAGAUAUAUCUUUGUAACAUAUUGUGUUAGUCCCACAGUUGUAAGCAUUUGUUUAUCUAUUUUUAGCCUUUCGAUAGAACAAUUCUUAAAUGAUGCAAUAAGGAAUACAGUACAAGGAAUAUACAAUCUACUAUAUGGAUAAAUGUUAGAUGUCAAUAAUGCUUUUCUGGAAUUAAGUAUCUAACCUCUUCGAAAGCGCAGAAGCAAUUUCCCAAUAUUGGAUUUAAACGUAUUUGCGGAAAAGUGUCGCAAAUACUGAAAUGUAACUUUUUUCUUGACUUAGGAUUUAAGAGGCCCAAGGACUGAACCCUGAGGGACACAAAACCGGAUAAGACUGAAAUUACGAGACGCUAGUUCUAAAUUUUUAACGGAGUUGAAAUUGUUUUGAGAAAUACGAACGGAGCUAGUGAUAAAAUAAAUAUUAAGAUCCAAUGUGGGAACUUUGCGUUAUCUCUAAUUUUUUUUUUCAAAUAAAUUUAAGAGAGGUUGAUAAAGAUACACGUGGGCAUUUUUGUGAAGUAACGUAAGUGUUGAAGCGUCAGAAAAUCGUACCUAAACAUGUAUCUCUAGUAGGUGUUGUAAAUGUAUCUAUGGAUUUUUCUAUCAAAUUUAACUUUGUAGAUUUACCUAGGAUUAAGAGAUGUACAUAUAUUUACAAAAUAUAGAAGAAUAUAUUUUAAUAUCAGGCCAAUAGCGACGUCAUAUGGUCUAUUUUAAUUCGUAAACGAGGGGGAAAAUUUAAAUUAAAAAAUAAAAAAUUACAACAACAAUCAAUUCCUGAAACAUUUGGACUGUUAUAUGGGUGCCUAGUUUUUGUAUUACUCGGACCUAAUGACUGACUACUAUUGGACAACACUCCUUUGUAAAAAAAGCUACUAAAGCUUUAAGAGAUUCUCUGUAGGGGUAAAAAAAUUUGAAGUGUUAUUAAUUUUAUAAUAUACUUUUCGCGCGGAAAAACUUUAUUAAUGUCCCAAAACAGUUUAUUACGUGGCCUAUUUUGAGAUUUUAAAUAAUCGAACGUCCCAAUUUUCAACUCGAGACUGACAAAUUUAAGUUAGGUCAGUUUUUGUAAUUCGCGUUUUCAAAUAGUUCGGAUAUGAAAUUGAUUUUAUAUCAAUCUUUUUUUGUCCCAUUUAAAAGUGUUUAUAAUUAAGGCUUUGGUGUAUAUUUUGUAUAAAAAUGAUGAAACGUGCAAUGUUAUUUGACAUUAGUACUUAGGAGCAUAGUUUAGAUAUAUGCUUUAGAAGCUUCUUCAUAAUUUAGAGUGAAAUAAAUGUCUCCGUAAUUACUUAAAUAAACAUAAUCAUUCUUCCAGAUUAAUAAUAUAUUUUCAAUUUGUACGAAAUACGCUUAUAAGAAAAAUCAACUAGUUUUUAGAAGCUUAUUAAAGUAAGUAUAGUCUCUCGAGUGUAUUUUCAUUUUACAACUCAUAGAAUAACGGUAUUUAAUAUUUUUGGGUGAGCACAUCAUUUAAGAAUGUCUUUAUUAAAAAUGACUUUUAAAAAGUUGAAAAUAUUGUCCUAAUAAAGCAGUAAUUGCGUUUAUUUUAUCGUUUUAUUACCAGAACCGAUUUUCCAUAUUUAUUAUGGCGUUUUUUAGUAACUCGAUUUGGAAAAAUGUUGAGUAUUUAUCUAAUACAAAACUGGCCUAAAAAGAUCAAAUAUGUCAUAAAAUACUUUAUUCAAAAUAAUUUUUCAGCCGUUGAACUUCAACUAAUAUUUUUUUGUAUCUCGCUAAUUAGAUAAAUACUGAAAUUUCCAAAUAUUAACCGUAUUUUUGGGUCUUUGAUAGAUACGCAGUAUUUUAUUUUAUAACAUUUUUACUAGACAUUCUGACCUUUACUUAAUGUAAAAUGAAACAUGUCCAAAAACUGAAAAUGUAUACUUAUUUAAUAAAAAAAAAGUUAUAUGUCUAUUUAUUGUAACAUUUAGAGGUCCUAUGAUAAGGUGUAAAAAGUCAGCUGAAGAUUACAAUAAACCUUAUUUUUAUUACUAAUAUGUCUUUGUGUGUACAGAAAGUGUUUAUUUUUGCAAAUUUCUUUCUGAAAAAUACGUGGUGCUACUUUGGGAAGCGCCCUAAGCGUGACUCAAAUUAGAUUAUCAGGGGUCUAAAAAUGGAAAAAAAAGAUACUGUAAAUACAUACAAAUUCCAGCUUGUAUAUAAGUGCUUGACUACUACUCUCUAUGAUAUUAAAUAUAAGAUUAAAAACGAA